Stereum hirsutum FP-91666 SS1 is the source of this 1614-nucleotide messenger RNA. RefSeq lists its product as uncharacterized. The coding region runs from base 8 to 1387 and encodes 459 amino acids. NCBI's taxonomy places the organism in Eukaryota, Fungi, Basidiomycota, Agaricomycetes, Russulales, Stereaceae. The record is from RefSeq and is a predicted model, not a curated record. The transcript has 5 exons.
CCCAGACAUGCGUUGCUUCUCUCAGACCUGUUGCUCUAUGCUCGCCGCCAUGCUCGCUAUUAUCUGGUUUGGCGGGUUGAAGUGCCAGGCCGUAAAGUUCUCAGACGACAACCGAGAGGCGUGGUUCGAGUACAUGGAGACUCGGUUUCGGGAUGAACAUGUCCCUGUGAGUCGAAUGGUGUCGUACGCUAUUGAGAAGGGGCUGGCAGAUAUACCAGAACUGCAAGGCGUGAUGGAAAAGCGUGUGGCUGCACUUGAGCAGGUAGUCAGCGACGGAGAUGAGUUGCAUUCCGGUGGCGUUACCUGGGAAUGGUUCAAGGAUGAGACUACGCGUCUUUCUGAAAUCUCCAAGAUUUUUCGGGAGCUCAUGUCUUCACACACGGGAGAUGAUGAAGCGUUGUCUGGCACAUAUAUCCCGUAUGACGAUGACAUGGACUACCAGUCCGCAGACCCAGUGGAUGGUCACGUUGAUACCUCCACUACCAAGUCCCACUCUCGAUCUCUCAACAAACACAACCCAACCGACACUGCAACCCUCCCCACGCUCGAUGACAUCCGUCGCUCUCUCUCUGCUGGGACCGAGAGCGGAUCAGCUCGAAUUACGGAGAUGUUCCGGUCAAUGAAAGACAAGGUCCUAGACCAGGUUGAUGGGCUCCCAGACGCGGUUCGUGGUGCCAUCGCUCAAUGGGAUCAGUAUAGGGCGGAGCAUCCACACGUAGUAGUUGCGGGGGCCAUUUUGACAGUAAUUGGAGCUGUUAUCCUCCUAUACGGUCCCAAUGAGCUCGCGUUGUACUUCCUCCGUAUGCUGGGAUUCUCAGAAUUGGGCCCUAUCGCAGGUUCGUGGGCCGCGCGCAUCCAAUCUAACUUCUACGGUCCCUCCACUCGCGGAAUCUUCUCCCUCAUCCAAUCUAUCACAAUGAAGGCCAAGUCUGUGUCCCAACCUGUGGCCAACUUGCUCGGUCUCUCAGAACUCGCGGCCAGCAUCCAAGGGGCUCUUAUGAUAAUAUUUAGAGCUGGUAGUCUAACACUUGGCCAUGCCAUCGGUUCUUUUCUGCGGAUGCUGGGGUUCUCCGACUUGGGCCCUGACGCAGGAUCGUGGGCUGCGUCCUUUCAAUCCACAUUUUACGGGCCCUACACAAGCGGCCUCUUCUCCGCUAUCCAGUCUAGCACCAUGUCUGCCAAAUCCGCGUGGCCCGACAUCGGUAUCUCCAAACUCGCGGCCAGCACCGCCGACUUCUCUCGUAACACCAUAUCCAGCCUUGUUCACCAGUGGAAAGCGUCCGACGUACAUGGAACUGUGCCCUUACCCGACAUGUCAGUACUGGUCGACGGUGGUGUGGCGAGUAAGGAGCUCUUGAAAACCUGGAUGAUGAACGGCAGGGGUUAGGUACCGCGGGCGGGGGUUCCUGAGGUUCAACGACACGCUGUGUUUCAGUGGAUGCAUAGGGAGAUUGAAGGUCAUGCGUAGGCAUAAGUGCAGUAUUCAAUGCUGUAAGAUUGUGUUUCUCAUGAGUCCGUCAUGCAUGUUGGCGGCCGUCCGCUUUGAUCACCUCUGUACCAUGGGUGUCACCGUAUAGGACAGUGUUGUUCGCCAUCACUUUCUUGAUUUCAUCC